This is a messenger RNA of Oncorhynchus keta (chum salmon), 1812 nucleotides long. Its product is annotated as homogentisate 1,2-dioxygenase. Gene Ontology annotation, molecular function: homogentisate 1,2-dioxygenase activity. Gene Ontology annotation, biological process: L-phenylalanine catabolic process. NCBI's taxonomy places the organism in Eukaryota, Metazoa, Chordata, Actinopteri, Salmoniformes, Salmonidae. Gene Ontology annotation, cellular component: cytoplasm. The record is from RefSeq and is a predicted model, not a curated record.
AUGGCUGGGCUCAAGUACCUGAGUGGGUUUGGGAAUGAGUUCUCAUCUGAAGACCCUUGCUGUCCAGGAGCCUUACCUGAAGGUCAGAACAACCCUCAGGUGUGUCCCUACGGCCUCUACGCUGAACAACUCUCCGGCUACGCUUUCACCUGCACACAGCCAACCAAUAAGAUGAGUUGGUUCUACCGUAUCCUGCCGUUUGUCCGUCACAAGCUGUACACCGCAAUGCACUGUGGGAUCCUAACAGAGAAGUGGGAUGAAGUGGAACCUGACCCUAACCAGGGUCUGCACACCCUAUGUGGAGCAGGAGACACUAAGUCCCACAACAGGAUCGGCAUCCACAUGUUCACCUGCAACACCUCCAUGGUUGACAGUUGUUUCAACAACUCAGACGGAGACUUUCUCAUUUUGCCCCAGCAGGGGGAGAUUGUGAUCACUACAGAGUUUGGGAAUUUGAUGGUGGAACCCAACGAGAUCUGCGUCAUCCAGAAAGAAAUGCAUUUCAGUGUGGAUGUGUUCGGGGAGACCAGAGGCUACGUGUUGGAGGUGUACCGACCUGGGACCCAUAGGUGUGUGUGACAACCGUUCACCCCUCCACGUGUCAAUGCCUUGUCAACUCUGACUCCGGUAGCAUGAUAUGACGACUGCAAGGUAGCCACAGGCUACACUGUCAUCAACAAGUACCAGGGCAAGCUCUUCUCCAGCCAACAGGAUUUCUCUCCCUUUAACCUGGUGACCUGGCAUGGGAACUACACACCGAACAAAUACAACCUGGAGAACUUCAUGGUAAUCAAGUGGGCCUUCGAUCAUGCAGAUCCUUCCAUCUUCACGGUGUUGACGGCCAAGUCCACAUGUCCAGGAGUCACCAUCGCUGACUUUGUCAUCUUCCCCCCGCGCUGGGGUGUGGCUGACCACACCUUUAGACCCCCCUACUACCACAGGAACUGUAUGAGUGAGUUCAUGGGGCUGAUUAAGAGCCAAUAAGAGGCCAAGGAGGAGGGCUUCCACAUGAUGACCCCUCACGGCCCUGACGGAGACUACUUCGAGAAGAACAGCACCACUCCCCUCAAACGAGAGGUGGGACAUCCAGUAACAUCCCUCUUCAUGUUUGAGUAGUCGUUCAGCAUGGAGGUAACUAAGUGGGGCCUAGAGACGUGUUAGAGGCUGGACAAGAGCUACUGACAGCCACUCCGCAAACACUUUGACCCCAACUGGAGGCCCAGCAAACAGUAGAGCAGAGGCAGAACAGUCAUUACUUCCCCUAGAUCACCAGAAAAUCCUCUAGGAUUUAAUGUAACACGACAACACUGUGGCUCAAUACAUUUAAUACAAUGGCAUUGUUGAACACCCAUUUUUGAAUGGCUUGAAGGGCAUUCUAGAGCUUGCAUUAUUUCCCUAUAAAGCACAGUAGCAGGGUAAAUUAGCAUGGUAGAAUUCAAUGGUUCUAGUUCAUUCUUACAUGUUCUAUGUAUGAGCUGCUUUUGAAAGCAGAAGUCGAAUUGAAGACAUUGCCAUUGUUGAAUUCUAUUUUCAUAAUAGUGAGCUAGGACUGAUGGUUUAGUUAGCUAAACUAGCAAGUCUGUUUGGUUACCAAGGCAACUAAUGUAGCUAUCCAGUAAACUUGCUACCUACUUCCGUAGGUCAGUGGAUGUUCCAACUGUAAAAUAAUGCAUCUACGUGGAAGGUUGUCACUCCGCUGUCACGCCGUGGAACACACCUUCAACGUCGUUCAUUCCUUUUCCUUAGAACGAAUAGCCUCUUGUUGAUUAUCCCUCAGAUAUCACUCACAGCGUAAUAUUGAGUGCUUGGUUA